Lymnaea stagnalis (great pond snail) is the source of this 387-nucleotide messenger RNA. The record is from the annotation of a GenBank genome assembly. Lineage: Eukaryota; Metazoa; Mollusca; Gastropoda; Lymnaeidae.
GAACAAAUCGUGGUGCAUCAUAGUGCAUCUACGAACCAAACAGCGGAAGAUUUUGCGGAAUAUCAUGUUUUAACGCAUGGCUGGCCCGGCAUUGGGUAUCAUUUUGUUGUUGAAAAAGACGGCAAAAUAAUAAUGGGAAACCCAUUGACAAAUAUAAGCUAUAACACUGAAAAUCAAAACACUAAAACAGUAGCAAUCUGUUUAAGUGGCAAUUUUGAGGUAGAACAGCCCACAGCUGCCCAAAUGGCUAGUUUGGGCAAUUUAAUUGCUUAUUUACGCAACGAAUUGCCACAGAGCCUACAAGUGUACGGGCAUAGAGAUUUUGCUGCGACUAGCUGCCCAGGGAAUAAUUUAUACAUCCAAUUACCACAAUUUAAACUAGCGUAA